AUGCUUAUUGAAGUUGGUCUUACUUUAUAUAUUCUCUUGAUACAACAAGUUCAAGCUGAUGAGCUAUGUUAUUAUCGUAAUCAAACAACGAUUACGCCGAUUUAUUGUAAAAGUGCUUGUUGUUUUGGUACUCCUACUUCUCCACAAACAGCGUGUUGCUAUAGUAUCUCAUGGAGAUUCAUAGUACCUGUUAUCAUUAUUGUAAGUCUUUGUGCUAUAGCAUUUUGCUCAUUAUGUUCACGACCAUUUUUGAAACUUUGUGGUUCCGGAUGUAAAUUGCCUUUUGGAAGACAGUCUCGAGUUAUCAGAUCAUGUCCUACAUCAGUCAAUAAUAAUCCUGUUUAUACAAUCAAUAAUGAUGAUUUACCAGAUUAUGAAACAAUAAGCAAAGAUUCACUAGGAAAAGAUACAACACCACCACCUUAUAAUUUUGUUGCUGCACAUCCAACUGAUUUUGGUAUUGACACAGAUGCUCCAAGUGCACCCCCACAAUAUCGUCCAAGAUCUAGUACAGUAGCUACAAUAGAACCUAACGCACCUAUUUGA
Messenger RNA from Rotaria sp. Silwood1, 546 nucleotides. The record is from the annotation of a GenBank genome assembly. Lineage: Eukaryota; Metazoa; Rotifera; Eurotatoria; Philodinida; Philodinidae.